CUGCAAUCCGUGCGCCUUUGCGCAGAUGGUGAACAUGUUGACCGUGCAAUUGAUUAGUCACCGAAUCUUCUACAAUGGAUGUAAGCUGAAGAACUGAUUACGUUAAGACCUGAGCCUGCCGUUUCCCAGGCAACUUUUUAUAAUUAGGGAGUCUUAUUUAUUUGUUGUUGAAAUGCAGGUGACAGCUCGGUUACCAUUUGUCCUUACUUUGGCUAUGUUCUGUCCCUGGGUAGUAUCAGAAGCCGAGAUUCUGUGCUUUCAUGCUCAGUCCGUAAGAAAAGGCACCCAAGUAAGUUUUCUUCUUGGGGAGAAUGGGACACUUGCAAAGUCUUUAGUGUUGUAUUCAAGCAUUUGGAAUGAAGACCGUCAGCUUGUGUACUGCAAAACAAAUGAGAACGAUGUGGUCAUCGGACAGUAUCUCUCUUUAUGUCGUAGAAGGCAAAACUCGAAAGUUGUUGAAAUAUCUGCAAACAGUUACAAUUUAAGUGUAAUAAUGGGACAGGACAGCCCUUGUUAUGGACGUGACACUUCAAUAUCAGAGAAGAAUGACCCACAGGGAACGCAAACGGGAAGACGGACCUCAGGAAUCAGAAGGCGGACAAAACGUGCUAUUAUUUUUCCAGGUACCCUAUGGUGCGGCACUGGUAGCAAAGCCCUUGAGUAUGAACAGCUCGGCAUGUUUGAGCACACCGACAGGUGCUGCCGCGAGCACGACCACUGCUCCAGUGUCAUCCACUCCUUCACGGUGGACUUCGGUGUAUUCAACAGCAACCUCUUCACUGUCUCGCACUGUGACUGUGACCACAGAUUCCGUCAGUGUCUGAUGGACGUGAACGACCCCAUCUCCCACAUGGUGGGCUACAGCUUCUUCAACAUUCUCCGGCUGCCCUGCUUCCAUUUCGCCCAGAGGAGGCAUUGCUCCAACCUCAACUGGUGGGGGAAAUGCACAGAAGUUGAAAUGGCACCGUAUGCGGUUUUCCAGACUCAAGCUCUAUAUAAUGCUACCUAUUUGACCUCUCGAACUAAGGAUCCUGCAAGUCACCAUGUGACUUUCAAGCCCUCAGUUAAAGCCCCCAUCUCAUCUCGAGUGAAGCCUGUGUCUCUCCCAAACUCUGGUAAACGAAAGCCAGUAAAAGGGAACACAUUCCAUCAAAAGGGGAAGAAAACGAGGAAAUCUCAGAGCCGCAAAGCCAAGAAAGUGACUCCAAGUCAGUCAACUACACAAUCGGUUACCCCUCUACUGAGAAAGACUUCAUUACCAUCAACGGUGCAAACUUUUCCAACAGUUGGGGAUGUCAAUAACACAGAGAAGAAUGCAUCUUUCAUUUUUAACCCACAAGCCACAUUACAACCAUCGGAAAUACCAGGCAAAAACACAACAAUGUCUCAAAUGGCGCCAGCAGAGAAGCUAAGGAAUCCUUCUUCAACACGGGCACCUGCAGCGUCAACAACACGCUUUCUUAAUCAGACAGCGCCACCAAGUCCACAACCGUCUAACCAACCCACACAGCUUCAGCAUCAGCAACGGCCAUGUGAACCAAGAGGUUCCCCCAGAGGAGACACAUUCCUCCCCAGUCACCCUGGGGGAGAGGCCUGCGUGGAACCAGAGUCGCCCCUGGCCGCGGGAGACGCAGGGGAGGAGAGUGGACAUCACAAAGGCAUGAUUCAAAUUCCAGUCGCUCAGACAUCAAGGUCAGUUAAGGUCACUACUCCCCUGACCGAGGCAUUUGCACAGGCAAGAAAUACAUCAACAACAGUUACCUCAAAUGACCCCACAGUCAAGGUAACAAAGUCACCCCAGGAAAAGGCAGCGCAGACAUUCACACUAUCCACUAUGGAGGCAUCUAGAGUCCCAAUAACAACCACGCAGAGAUCAGCCAUCAUUUCUCCCAAUCAGACCAGAGCAGCAAUAUCAAGAUGGCGAGAGAUGACAGAAUCUUCACAACAAAAGAGCCCAGGUACAACACAAAGGGCGAAGAACAGGCCAAGGGAGACCUCAGUGAAGACUCUGCCACGGACAAAGAGUAACUCUGUCUCUGCCGCGUCAAAAAAGCCCAAUCAAUCAGGCAAUCUUCUCUGCCGUCACCUCAAAGACUUGGAUAACUGUCCACAUAAAAUCCCCCCUUUUGAGAGAAGAUAUGGCUACUACAACAAUGAGUCAAAGAGUAUUUACCAUUGCGACUGUACCCAUAGGUUGUCAGGCCACAUCAGACAUCUAAAGGAUGCCAAAACCAUUCAGACCCUUUUACAAGAUCAUGUGUCUUUGCUCUGUUUUGGAUUGCAGAGUUCCAAAUACUGUAGCAAGAGUACCAGGUGUUCGGCUGUUGUGUUCCCUGCAACCGGCUUGCUGGUGGCUCUGAGGAAAAUGGAUGACGGAGGGGGAGUAAUUAAGCAACAACGUCCAAAGCGAUACAAAAGAAGAACUCCUGUUUUAUUGUUUAAACGCUGUGUGAAGAUAUUGCAAUCAAAAUUAACGUAGCGUUUUAAGAAAAUUAAUCACUUUUGCCUGUUUUUUUUUUUUAUUUAAAUGGAGCUUAAUAAAUGAACGUGUCAAAUAACUUUCUUGCAUCAUUCUCACUUUAAUCAUCUAAUUUAGUCACAUCUAUAACCAAUUGCUUAUUUAAAUUG
This is a messenger RNA of Sardina pilchardus (European sardine), 2628 nucleotides long. Its product is annotated as group 3 secretory phospholipase A2-like. Gene Ontology annotation, molecular function: A2-type glycerophospholipase activity. The transcript has 7 exons. NCBI's taxonomy places the organism in Eukaryota, Metazoa, Chordata, Actinopteri, Clupeiformes, Clupeidae. Gene Ontology annotation, biological process: arachidonate secretion; phospholipid metabolic process. The coding region runs from base 173 to 2479 and encodes 768 amino acids. The record is from RefSeq and is a predicted model, not a curated record.